This is a messenger RNA of Pistacia vera, 2376 nucleotides long. Its product is annotated as U-box domain-containing protein 52-like. The record is from RefSeq and is a predicted model, not a curated record. Gene Ontology annotation, molecular function: ATP binding; protein kinase activity. Lineage: Eukaryota; Viridiplantae; Streptophyta; Magnoliopsida; Sapindales; Anacardiaceae. The coding region runs from base 1 to 2376 and encodes 791 amino acids. Gene Ontology annotation, biological process: protein phosphorylation. The transcript is spliced from 11 exons.
AUGGCGAGAAGAAGUCGUGACAGCAGAGAAGAAAGUGUAGCAGUAGCAAUAGACAAGGAUAAAGGGAGCCAAUAUGCUUUAAAAUGGGCAGUUGAUCGUCUUCUUUCGAGAGGCCAAUCUCUUACACUUAUUCAUGUUAAUCAAAAAACUGGGGCUGUUUCUAUGUCUAAUGUUAACGAUGAGGUUGGGAGACCAAAUAUAAAAUUAGUUGACAAUCAUACCAAAGAAAUGUUUCUACCAUUUCGUUGCUUUUGCUCGCGAAAAGAUAUAAAAUGCGCUGAAGUGGUAUUGGAGGAUAUGGAUGUAUCAAAAGCUUUAAUCGACUAUGUUUCGUAUUAUUCGAUUGAGACUUUAGUAGUUGGAGCAUCAUCCAGGAGCAGUCUGGUCAAAAGAUUCAAAACCCCAGAUGUUCCGACUAGUGUUACCAAAGGGGCACCGGCAUUUUGCAAUGUGUAUGUGAUUGCAAAAGGAAAGAUUUCAUCAGUACGAUCAGCUACCAUGCCACCGCCGCCGGUUAAACAGCCUCCCCAUGCUCAUAGUCAUAGUCAAUUACAGACCCAGCUCAGCCACAUUCCUGAUCCAAUUGAAUCACCUUCUACACAUCACCAAAGAUAUGCAGGACCCGACGUGUCACAACUUCAAUCCCGUAGCAUUCGAGAAGAUAUGGAAAUCAGGUCACCUUUUGGUAGAGCUUCAGCCCCUAAGUAUGAGCCUUCAAUAACGGAUUCAGACAUAUCAUUUGUGAGCAGUGGAAGACCAAGUAUUGAUCGGAUGUUUCCAUCUUUCAAUGACCCUGUCCCUUUGGAUUAUGGAAUGGAUUCUCGCUUUUCGAACAGCUCAGAGCUCUAUGCUCCGCAUUUUUCAAACAGCUCAGAGCUCUAUGCUCCUCAUCUUUCAAGCAGCUCAGAGUACGACAACAUGAGCCCCAGAGGGUCGCUCUUGAUAAACAAGUUGACAGAUAUGAAUUCUUCUUUGUAUGAUGUAUCAUCAAGCUGCCAAGGAAGUGUAAAUAGUAUGUCAUGGUCAUCGCAGUCUUCAUCCGCAGAAGAUGUAGAAGCAGAGAUGAGAAGGCUAAGGCUAGAGCUGAAGCAAACAAUGGAUAUGUACAGUGCAGCCUGCAAGGAAGCACUCACUGCAAAACAUACGGCUAGGGAAUUUCAACGCAUGAAAUCUGAAGAACACCAGAGAUUUGAAGAGGCGCGUCAUGCUGAGGAAGCUGCAUUAACACUUGCAUUGAAGGAGAAAGCAAAGUGCAGGGCAGCUCUUGAGGCAGCCGAAGCAGCUCAGAAACUGGCACAACUCGAAGCAGAAAAGAGGAAGAAUGCCGAGAUGAAUGUAGGGAAAGAAGCUGAGACUGGUUUGAGGUAUGCUGACCCCAGGUACCGGAAGUACACAAUCGAGGAGAUCGAAAAAGCAACUGACAAUUUCGCAAGUUCUCGUAAGAUUGGAGAAGGCGGUUACGGUCCAGUAUUCAAAUGUAAUCUUGAUCAUACACCUGUGGCAGUAAAAGUUCUUCGCCCAGACGCCGCGCAAGGACGAUCACAAUUUCAGCAAGAAGUUGAAGUAUUAUGCAACAUACGACAUCCAAACAUGGUUCUUCUUCUAGGAGCUUGCCCGGAAUAUGGUUGCCUAGUGUACGAAUACAUGGCUAAUGGGAGCUUAGAAGACAGGCUAUUCUGCAGAGGGGGAAGUCCUGUUCUUCCAUGGCAAGAAAGAUUCCGAAUAGCUGCGGAAAUCGGGACUGCGCUACUUUUUCUGCACCAGUCCAAGCCGGAGCCACUAGUGCACCGCGACUUAAAACCCGGAAACAUUCUACUUGAUCGUAAUUACGUUAGCAAGAUUAGUGAUGUUGGUUUGGCAAGGCUGGUUCCUCCAUCAGUAACCGACUCUGUAACUCAAUAUCGAAUGACUUCAACCGCUGGAACUUUCUGUUAUAUCGACCCCGAAUAUCAGCAGACAGGAUUGCUGGGAGUGAAGUCUGAUGUUUACUCAUUCGGCGUUAUGCUUCUGCAAAUAAUAACCGCGAAGCCACCGAUGGGAUUGGCUCAUCAGGUUGAAAGCGCAAUCCAGAUGGGGAAUUUGCGCCGAGUAUUAGACCCUGCAGUUCCAGACUGGCCGAUGGAAGCCACAUUGUCAUACGCCAAGAUGGCGCUUCAGUGUGUGGAGCUUAGAAGAAAAGACAGGCCGGAUCUCGGCAAAGUGGUGGUGCCUGAGCUUAACAGGCUGAGAGCCCUUGCCGAAGAUACAAUCCCAAGCAUUAGUCCUAUGAGCACACCAAGUACUUCACCAGAUCACAGUGAAGUUUCCACAAAGAGAGAAAGAUCAAGCGGGUCCUCCUUGUCGUCUAAUCAUUAUUGUUUAUCUAGGAGUCUUUGA